CUGAAUAAUCGAUUUUUAACGAAGUACAAAAUGUAUACAAGUUGUGAAACAAGCCUUAUAAGCUAACUUGUUCGAUUGAAUGUGAAAAUUGAUGCAUUUACAUUCGUUAGUUGUAUAUUUCAUUUAAUUACCCACGAACUAGCAGUAUGGUGUUAUGAAAAGUAUUGAACAUAAAUAGAAUAAACUCAUAUUUAGAAGGAAAAAUGAAUUUGCCGUAUCUAUUUUUUUCUAUAAUAAGCUUCAUUGCACUUUCAGUUUCUCAGAAAGCCAGCCCAAAGUUUUUAGGUUGUUACAUAGAAGAUAAUUUAGUAUCACUAGGUGAAGAAUCCCAUGUUCUGACUUCAAUUUCACCUAAAUCAUGCGCUGAACUUUGCCAUGGAAAAUCUUACCUUUUUGCCAACAUCAAAGUUGACACCUGUCAUUGUAGUAAACAUUAUAUUUCAAGAUUAAUGAGGCAGUAUGAUCAUGAGUGUAAGCAAAAAUGUUCUGGAGAUCUUACAGCAUCAUGUGGAGGCCCUCCAAAUUUUGUUUCUGCAUAUAUUACAGAUAGUUCAAUUAAUUCGGGUUUAGUUAGUCGCGGUAGUUACCCUAUUGCCAUGUACUUGGGAUGCUUCGCUGAGAAUGCAAAUGACGAAGAAAACCGUUUACUAAAAAAUCCAAUUGGUCCCAAUAAUCAUAAUACUCCACAAAAAUGUUCAGAAAUAUGUUUUAAAAAGGGUUACGUAUACGCUGGUGUAACUUAUGGAUUAGAAUGUUGGUGUGGAAAUCAAAGACCAUCUAAAACGUCUGUAGUUGAAAACUCAAACUGUGAUGUUCGUUGCAGUGGUGACAAAAAUCAAUUUUGCGGUGGAGGAUGGAAAAUAGGUAUAUAUGCUACAGGACUUACAGAAUAUGUUGCCAACAAUUAUAUUGGAUGUUUUGAAGAAGAACAAAAAAAAAACAAAACCAAACUUUUAAUAUUCCAAAUGGGAACUAAUAACAGCCCAAAGCGGUGCAUGAAUCUCUGCAAUUCUCAAACAUUUAAAUAUGCUCUUCUAAAAGGUGAUGUGUGUGAGUGUCAAAAAGCUGCAGUAAAUAAUAGACUGAAGAGAGAUCAAAAUUUUUGUAGUACAUCAUGUGUAGAAGACCCUUCUGAAUAUUGUGGUGGAAACAAUGGUUAUAGCGUCUAUAAGACAUUAUAUAAUGAUCAUACCGGUGGAGUAGGAGUACACGCAAUUGGUUGUUUUCAAAAUUCUAGAAGACAUCCAAUAAUGGACGGAUGGCGAAUAACUGUACCUAAUCUCACCCCAAAAUAUUGUGUAUAUAGUUGCUAUGCACGAAGGUUUCCAUAUGCUGCUCUAGUAUCUGGGAGGGAAUGUAUGUGCAGCUUUAAAAGGCCAUUAGAGGAGUCAAGAGCGGAAUCCGAAUCGGCUUGUCAUACUCCUUGUUCCGGCGCAAGAGAUCAAAAGUGUGGUGGAAAUAAUGUUAUCAAUGUAUACCAUACAGGAUUAAAAUGGGAAACUACAGUAAUGAGUAAUCAUUACAUAGGCUGUUAUGAAGAAUCGGCAGACAACCGGAUAUUUAAUGGCUAUUCGAAGUCUUUUCCAGUUAAUACUCCAUCGUUUUGUACAAAACUUUGCUUUAAAAAAGGAUUCAAAUACGCAGGAGUAACGUAUAAAUCUGAAUGUUUUUGUGGCGAUCAACCACCAAAUGAGUCAACUUUCUCGAAGGUAGAGGACAAUCAAUGUAAUACCAAGUGUUCAGGAGAUGCCAAUCAAUUUUGUGGUGGCGGUUGGCGGAUGGGCGUAUUUACUACUGGUUUGAAAGAUCUUGAUAUUGAGAAUCGAGAUGUGGGAUGUUUUAUUUUGGAUGAAAAUGGAUUGAAUACACAUACUGUAAAAUAUGAAUUCGUCAAUACAAAUUCACCUAGUAGGUGUUCGGGACUUUGUAAGGAAGUUGGAUACCGUUAUGCUGGAGUUGCUAAAUUUAAUUGCUACUGUACAAAUCGCAUCCCAGCCAAUGACAACGCAGUAGAUGAUUCAGAAUGUGGCAAUAUGUGUUCGGGUGAUAAUAGCCAAACAUGUGGGGAUAGUGACAGAAUAAAAUUCUUAAAACUAACAAUAGAUGAGCCAAAUUUAGACAAUCGUGAUACAAAUACCAUCUUGGAAGAAUUUGACAAUUUAAACCUAGAAUCAUUGUGGAAUUAUGAAAUAUAUAUGGCAGGAAACAAUGCACCAGAUUAUGAAUUUGUUAUUUACAACAAUUCUAUAAAUAAUAUCUUCAUUCAAAAUGGAGAACUUAUAAUAAGACCAACACUUUUAAAUGAUAGCGUUAUAAAAAGAGGAAGUAUUUCGUUGAAUGGAUGUACUAAAGUAUUAGAAUCUGAUCAAUGUACUAAAACCGCUUCUUCGUAUAAUAUAUUACCUCCAGUAAUAUCAGGAAAGUUGACAACAAGAAAUUCAUUUUCUUUUCUUUAUGGUAAAGUUGAAGUUAAAGCAAGCUUCCCAUCUGGAGAUUGGAUUGUACCUGAAAUCGCAUUGGUCAGUAAAAGUAACGAACAAUUGAAAAUUGUGAUAGCUUCAAUAGCCGGAAACACUAAUUUACGUUGUAAUAAUAUCGAUGAAAGUUCUAACGUUCUGAACUUUGGUAUUAAAGCUGGCAAUGAAAAUGCACAGAUAAAUACUAAACUAUUGAGAUUAUCUUCCGGGACAUCUUGGUCGAAUAGCUAUCAUACAUACACAAUUAAUUGGACUCCUGAUAUAAUGGAAUUUGAAAUUGAUGGUAAUAAACAAGUUUUGGAUUUAUCCUACCUACCAUUAGAUAUCUUACAUGAAUCUGAGUUUUACAUUUCAAUUGGUGUAUCAGUCGGUGGCAUGGUAAGGUUUCCAAAUAAUUGUCAGAGCAAUAGUCAUGCUAAGCCAUGGAAAAAUGAUGACAUAAAAGCUCUAAUUAAUUUUUGGAGAGAUAACACUUACUGGUUUCCUACUUGGAAUCAUGAAAAAUCUGUAUUACGGGUACAAAGCUUACAAUUUACGCCAUGGAUAAAUCCAAAUUAAAUAGCAUUUGAAAACGUCAUAUUUAUAUGGUUUGACGAAACAAUAUUUUAUUGACAGAAUAGUUUUAAAUGAGACAAAAUUAAUUUUUAUAACUAUCAUUCUGUAAUACAUUACUUCUUGGAAGCAAAAUUAUAUUUUUUGAGUCUUAUAUAAGAGUCAAAUUAAAAUAAAUUUUACAACAAACAAUUUUACUACAAAAAAAAAAAAAUGUAUAGAAAUGAUAGUUAAAUACGGGUUUAAAGAAGUAUAAAAUCAAUUUUAUUUAUGAACUUAAAUUGAAAAUAAAUAAAUAAUAUUUAUAAUAAUUAAAUUAUAGUUAUCACUUAAAUACUACA
This is a messenger RNA of Daktulosphaira vitifoliae (grape phylloxera), 3370 nucleotides long. RefSeq lists its product as uncharacterized. Gene Ontology annotation, biological process: carbohydrate metabolic process. Gene Ontology annotation, cellular component: plasma membrane. Gene Ontology annotation, molecular function: hydrolase activity, hydrolyzing O-glycosyl compounds. Bases 204 to 3035 code for a protein of 943 amino acids. NCBI's taxonomy places the organism in Eukaryota, Metazoa, Arthropoda, Insecta, Hemiptera, Phylloxeridae. The record is from RefSeq and is a predicted model, not a curated record. The transcript is spliced from 16 exons.